Galendromus occidentalis (western predatory mite) is the source of this 3048-nucleotide messenger RNA. Its product is annotated as polyubiquitin-C. Gene Ontology annotation, molecular function: protein binding. The record is from RefSeq and is a predicted model, not a curated record. NCBI's taxonomy places the organism in Eukaryota, Metazoa, Arthropoda, Arachnida, Mesostigmata, Phytoseiidae.
CUGAAUCAUUGUUGAGCUGACUCUGGUACAGUUCAUUGGAGAAAUCUUCGACAACUCAAAAUGCAAAUCUUCGUCAAAACUCUCACCGGCAAAACCAUCACGCUCGAUGUCGAGCUCGCCGACACCAUUGAGAAUGUGAAGGCUAAAAUCCAGGACAAAGAGGGAAUCCCUCCGGAUCAGCAACGUCUGAUCUUCGCUGGAAAACAGCUUGAAGACGGCCGAACCCUUUCGGACUACAACAUCCAAAAGGAGUCGACGCUCCACCUCGUCCUCCGCCUCCGAGGAGGAAUGCAGAUCUUCGUGAAGACGCUGACCGGAAAGACGAUCACGUUGGAGGUCGAGUCGUCCGACACGAUCGAAAACGUGAAGGCCAAGAUCCAAGACAAGGAGGGCAUUCCCCCCGACCAGCAGCGACUGAUCUUCGCUGGCAAGCAACUUGAGGACGGACGAACCCUCAGCGAUUACAAUAUCCAGAAGGAGUCCACGCUCCAUCUCGUGCUUCGUCUGCGCGGAGGAAUGCAGAUUUUCGUCAAGACCCUCACGGAAACCAUCACCCUCGACGUGGAGGCCUCCGACACGAUUGAAAACGUCAAGGUCAAACUCCAGGACAAAGAGGGCAUUCCUCCCGACCAACAGCGUUUGAUCUUCGCUGGAAAGCAACUCGAAGACGGUCGCACGCUCAGCGACUACAACAUCCAGAAAGAGUCGACCCUGCAUCUGGUGCUCCGUCUCAGAGGUGGAAUGCAGAUCUUCGUGAAGACACUGACUGGAAAAACAAUCACGCUCGAAGUGGAGCCUUCGGACACGAUCGAGAACGUCAAGGCGAAAAUCCAAGACAAGGAGGGCAUUCCUCCCGACCAGCAGAGGUUGAUCUUCGCCGGGAAGCAACUCGAGGACGGUCGCACGCUCAGCGACUACAACAUUCAGAAAGAGUCCACUCUGCAUCUCGUACUCCGACUCCGUGGAGGAAUGCAGAUUUUUGUGAAAACGCUCACCGGAAAAACAAUCACCCUCGAGGUCGAGCCCUCCGACACCAUCGAAAACGUCAAGGCCAAGAUUCAGGACAAGGAAGGAAUUCCGCCUGAUCAACAGCGACUGAUCUUCGCCGGCAAACAACUCGAAGAAGGACGAACCCUCUCCGAUUACAACAUCCAGAAGGAAUCGACGCUUCACCUGGUGCUCCGCCUCCGCGGAGGCAUGCAGAUCUUCGUCAAAACCCUCACGGGUAAGACGAUCACGCUUGAAGUCGAACCGUCCGACACGAUCGAGAACGUGAAGGCGAAAAUUCAGGAUAAGGAGGGCAUCCCGCCCGACCAACAGCGGCUCAUCUUCGCUGGCAAACAGCUCGAGGACGGUCGCACCCUCCUGGACUACAACAUCCAGAAGGAAUCCACCCUCCAUCUGGUGCUGCGCCUCCGAGGAGGUAUGCAGAUCUUCGUCAAGACCCUCACGGGCAAGACGAUCACGUUGGAGGUCGAACCUUCCGACACGAUCGAAAACGUCAAAGCCAAGAUCCAAGACAAGGAGGGAAUUCCUCCGGAUCAACAGCGACUCAUCUUCGCUGGCAAACAGCUUGAGGACGGUCGCACGUUGUCCGACUACAACAUCCAGAAGGAAUCCACCCUGCAUCUGGUCCUCCGUCUUCGCGGAGGCAUGCAGAUUUUCGUCAAGACCCUAACGGGCAAGACGAUCACUCUGGAGGUCGAGCCCUCUGACACGAUCGAAAAUGUCAAGGCAAAGAUCCAAGACAAGGAAGGCAUCCCACCGGACCAGCAGCGUCUGAUUUUCGCUGGUAAACAGCUCGAAGACGGUCGCACGCUGUCCGACUACAAUAUCCAAAAGGAGUCGACCUUGCACUUGGUUCUCCGUCUCCGAGGAGGCAUGCAAAUUUUCGUCAAGACCCUCACGGGUAAGACCAUCACGCUCGAGGUUGAACCGUCGGACACAAUCGAGAACGUCAAGGCAAAGAUUCAAGACAAGGAGGGCAUUCCGCCCGAUCAGCAACGUCUCAUCUUCGCCGGGAAGCAGCUCGAAGAUGGCCGCACCCUCUCGGACUACAGCAUUCAGAAGGAAUCGACUCUUCAUCUCGUCCUUCGUCUGCGAGGUGGCAUGCAAAUCUUCGUGAAGACUCUCACUGGAAAAACGAUCACGCUCGAGGUCGAAGCGUCCGACACCAUCGAGAACGUGAAAGCCAAAAUCCAGGACAAGGAGGGUAUCCCGCCCGACCAACAGCGACUCAUUUUCGCUGGAAAACAGCUGGAGGACGGUCGCACUCUGAGCGACUACAACAUCCAAAAGGAGUCGACACUCCAUCUCGUGCUUCGACUCCGUGGAGGCAUGCAGAUCUUUGUGAAGACCCUCACCGGGAAGACCAUCACCCUGGAAGUCGAGCCGUCGGACACCAUCGAGAACGUAAAGGCAAAGAUCCAGGACAAGGAGGGGAUUCCCCCAGACCAGCAGCGUCUUAUUUUCGCUGGCAAGCAGCUCGAGGAUGGUCGCACAUUGAGCGAUUACAACAUCCAAAAAGAGUCCACCCUCCACCUGGUUCUUCGUCUGCGUGGUGGGAUGCAGAUUUUCGUCAAAACCUUGACGGGAAAAACCAUCACUCUCGAAGUAGAAGCCUCUGACACCAUCGAGAAUGUCAAGGCCAAAAUCCAAGACAAGGAAGGAAUCCCCCCGACCAGCAACGUCUUAUUUUCGCUGGCAAACAACUCGAAGACGGCCGUACCUUGUCGGAUUACAACAUCCAGAAAGAAUCUACGCUCCAUCUCGUUCUUCGUCUUCGCGGCGGUCAGUAGACGAUCACGAAAACUGCUAUACGCCUCAUUCUCUUGGAAUCGGUCGACAUUCAGAGCUACGAAGAAUAAAAAGCCAAAAAAAAGAUUCAAGUCAAAAACCGGUCUCGUUUUCGAGCUCCGUCCCUCCCAUGGGGAACGGAAGCUGAGACUCAAAAAUCGAUAGAAUAGAACUCCAAAUACAGCUGAGGAAAUACAGUCAAAAUGCGUCCGCUUUUAGAUCAUAAUAAAAUAGUCCUGAAAGUAUUUCAGA